Molecule: messenger RNA, 1740 nt
Organism: Micropterus dolomieu (smallmouth bass)
Lineage: Eukaryota; Metazoa; Chordata; Actinopteri; Centrarchiformes; Centrarchidae
Gene: derl3
Product: derlin 3
Exons: 7
Coding region: 1-708 (235 amino acids)
Biological process (GO): endoplasmic reticulum unfolded protein response
Cellular component (GO): Hrd1p ubiquitin ligase ERAD-L complex; endoplasmic reticulum membrane
Molecular function (GO): misfolded protein binding; ubiquitin-specific protease binding
Source: RefSeq, a predicted model, not a curated record
AUGGCUCACAGCUUCACACAGGAGUAUUUUCAGAUCCCCGUGGUGACCCGAGCAUACACGACCGCCUGUGUCCUCACCACCGCUGCCGUGCAACUUGAAGUCAUCACCCCCUUUCAGCUCUACUUUAAUCCAUACCUCAUCAUCACAAGAUACCAGAUAUGGCGCCUGAUUACCAGCUUCCUCUUCUUUGGUUCUCUUGGAUUCAGUUUCGUGUUCAACAUCAUCUUUCUUUAUCGAUACUGUCGGAUGCUGGAGGAAGGCUGUUUCCGGGGAAGGACGGCUGAUUUUGUUUUCAUGUUCCUGUUUGGAGGAAUCAUGAUGACUCUGUUCGGUCUGUUUGCCAACGUCUUCUUCCUGGGUCAAGCCUUCAUCAUCAUGCUGGUGUAUGUUUGGAGUAGAAGACAUCCGCUCAUACGCAUGAACUUCUUUGGGCUCCUGAACUUCCAGGCACCAUUUCUCCCCUGGGUGCUCAUGGGAUUUUCGCUGCUGCUCGGAAACUCCAUCGUGGUCGACCUGCUAGGUAUCAGUGUCGGACACAUGUAUUACUUCCUGGAAGACGUGUUUCCAAACCAGCCAGGAGGAAGAAAGCUGCUGAUGACACCAGAACUUCUGCGGGCCAUGUUUGACCGGCCAGAAGACCCAGACUACCUUCCCCUACAAGAAGAGCAGGGUGGAGAUCUGCAGCAAUACGAGGAGCCGCACAACUAAUUACUCUAAGAUUCCAGAAAUCAGGAGAAACCAGCUGUCAGAAACACAGACAGGCAGUCAGGAUAUGAUUUGUGGAGCCAUGAGUCCUUUCACAGUUAAGAUAGACUUAAAGUCAGCAUCAUGAAAGUGUUAUUUGUGUUUUUUUUACCCAAACAUUUUGGAGUUCACAUUCACACUAAGCAUGUUUAGUUUAACUACUAGUUGUUCAUUUGUAAUAGUAGCACAGAGAUGGCUGAAAAAAGUCUCAGUUCUCGACUAAGUAGACUGAGCUCCAGUUUCUUUAGGACAGAACAAGAAAUGAGAAAUAACCCAAAAUUCAAAGGAUUAUGGGCAGAAUGAAGACAGACGCUUGCUGUUCUUGGAAAGCAGCGCAGCCCUGUGGAGUAUUUGACCACCACUCAGAGCAGUGUUUUUAUGAGUGGGUCCCCGUUUUGUUGGUAUUACGCACAAGCACGCGAGCGACAUGACACAGUGCGCCAACAAAGGAAGUGAAGAAGAACACCGCCAGCAAGUAAAGGCAGAUGUAAACAAUACUGGAUUUAAAAAACAUCUCUGCAAAUGUUUUAUGAUGAAGAAAAAGUACUUAGCACAUUUGUUAGACCUUGUUAGAACACACAAUGAGCUCUGGUCAGUAACGCUGACUGUAAACAGAAACUUUGUUUCAACAGGGCACCUUUAAAAGUCCACUUACUAGAUUUUUUUUUAAACUUUCAACCGUAUCUCAUGGUCUUCAUCCAGGCUGAACACAUGACCUAAUGUUCGCUAUAUAAUAACAGGUGAUCGUAUAAGAAGGUAAAUUGUAACCCCUACUUCUGAAGACUGUGAAACACAUGGGAUAAAAAGCCACUAAGCGAACAUUUGAGUGGAGGUUUUUCUGUCACAUGUUCUGUUUUAGGUCAGAAAUGAUGUUAAAGACCACAAGCAAGUUUAUAAAAGUUGCAAGAACUGGAACCAAAUUUGCAUUGAUGCCCCAAAACGUGAUAAGAAUCCCAAACCUGCCGAGAAGACAGACACUGAUUCACUUGACUCUCA